Trichomonas vaginalis G3 is the source of this 2589-nucleotide messenger RNA. RefSeq lists its product as uncharacterized. The transcript has a single exon. Bases 1 to 2589 code for a protein of 862 amino acids. NCBI's taxonomy places the organism in Eukaryota, Parabasalia, Trichomonadida, Trichomonadidae. The record is from RefSeq and is a predicted model, not a curated record.
AUGACUGAAUUAAGUAAUGAGCAAAUUGUCGAGAUUUUAUUUCAUUUGGUAGAAGACACACGCACUAAAGAACAAAUGGAAGCUGUUCAACAAGAAAAAAUUGUACUUUGCACGUCACAAAAUGCUUUUUUUAAAAUUUUAUAUUAUUUACAAGAUAAACUUGAAUUACCGGAUGAAAUUACUCAAGAUGCAAGGUAUAUGAAGUACAAAGAUAUAUUUAAAAUCAGUUUAAAAAAAUUAAUAAAAACAGAAAUUAAUAAUUUAAUUCAGACUUCCGAUGUAGAAUCUGUCAUCCACGAGUUAAGAGCAAUAUUUAUGAACUCGGAAAGCCAAUUUGAUGAAAUUGCAGAUAUAUUUGUUAGAAUUACUUCCCAAAAUCCAGUCUAUAUAGAAACAUUACUCCAAGAAAUAGAAUCUAUAGAAGGAUUUGAAUCAAACCUGCUUUUACAGUGCAAAUAUGCUACCAUUUUUUGUAAAAUAUCUUUUUCUACUUCAGAUAAUGAACAAUACCAAAAGCUAUGCGAAAUAUUCCAAUCUUUUACUGAAACACCAGAAAAAUUAUUCGAUAAAAUUGAAUACGAAAACAAAUACGAAGAUUAUUAUAUUCUGAUCGUUGUGAAUAGUGUAUUAAACAAUAUCUAUAUUGGAGCUAACACAGACCGAGAAAUUCGCUUACAACAGAUGAUCAAUUAUGACUAUUUUCUAAACUUUUUUGAAUAUUCAAAAUUACCAAUUGCUAGGAUCACAGAAUACGAGAAUUGCCUAAAUUGCAUAUUAAAGUUACUGUAUACAAUAUUACGUGUUAUAGAGGAUGAAGAAUUUUCGCAAAAAUUAGCAAAUUCAUUAUUUGGCCCUUUAGUCGAACUCAUUCAAUAUAAUCUGAAUAACAAUUACAAAUUAUUUGAAGACAAUAUUGGUAUUUCAGCUCUAUUACUUAAUACCAUUUUUGAAAAAUUACAAAAUUUAGAAAAUAUUGAACCAGUAAUCAAUACUCUUAUAAUGUGUUGUUAUCCAUUCGAAUUUGACGAUGAUUUGGUUGAAAACGAAGGAUUUUUCGAAAAAUAUUUUGAUGUCCAUUAUUUUUCGGCUAAUCUUAUGGAAACGGAUCAACUAUUUACCCCCGCCUCAAUAAUUAUCAACUGUUUAUUAUCAGAGAAUACUGAUAUCUAUUCUGCUACUUGGAAUAUUUUAACUUCAGAAACUUGGCUGUUUUCGCCUGCAACAAUUACAAUUGUCACUAUGUUGGUUCAUUCAUGUAUUGCCGAAGCUUUUGUUCCGUCCAAACCCAACGUUUUACCAGAAAUUUUAUCAAAUGCAGUUAAAUCUUAUAUUGAAGCUUAUCUUGGGGAGUCAAAGCCUGAAAAUAUAUCUGAUGAGAUGUAUUAUCUCUAUCGAUGCCUCAUUUGUACAAUUUUACCUUAUUUCGGAACUAAUGAUUUUCCAGAAAUUUUUGGAGAUGAAGGAUCUGUAGUCCAAAUAUCGGCAAUUUCAUUAUUCUUCAGACAUGUCCGCGUUUCUCUACUUUCUGGAGACAAAACAUACCUUACACAAGAAAUUGCCCAACAAUUAAUAGAUUAUAUCAAUGGAUGCUACUUCAGGGAGUCAAAUAAGACAUUAUUAUCCUUGAUUAGUAUAUAUCAAUCUAUUGGAAAAGAUAUUAUUCUUGAAUUAUUCCGAAAUGAGUUCAAAGACAUAAAAAGUAUCAUUGAAAACAACAUUCCAGAAAAUGAAGAUGAAGAUAUAGAUAAUGUAGAUAAAAUUGUGAUGGACGUGACCCAGAUUAUUGAAUAUGUUGCAUCUUAUCGCGAUUUUGAUCAAAAAUUUUGUUCAAUUUACUUAUCAAUACUUAAAUCAAUGUCUCAAAAGAAUAUAACAGCCGAAUCAUUUUUCUCUCUUCCAAUUUAUUAUGCCCAUCCUAAUCCAAUGGUUUUCUUCAUAGUUAUGAUCUCGAUUUAUGCCAACGAAUUAUUUAGUUGUUUCAUUUAUGAUUCAAUGAUGAAAUUCAACGUCGAAUUCGCUGAAAAUCCAAAAAUGAUAACAGAUAACCAAGCAGGAUUGUUUAUACAAAAGGUUAUUCCUUAUAUUAUUACACAUGAAAUAGGCUCUAUAGAUUUAGAGGCAUCAUGUUUGUUCUUUGCGUUAUCAAUUUUAUAUUUCGACUUUAAUGAAGCAUUCAUGGAAAACAUAUACAAUUUUGCAGAUGAAAUAUGUAAUUUAGAUGGAAUAGAGUUUCUUUCUGGCUUAGAAUUGAUUUCUGCUUUGAUUAUUAAAUUAGAUUUCAUUCCUUCGGAAGAAAUCAUCAAUCAUUGGUUGGAAUUCUGUCAAAGUGAAUGGAUAAUACCCGAUUACCCAAGGGCUUUACUUGGAACUGCCUUGAGAAAACUUUCAACUUUAAUUGACUUCGAAAACGAAAAUAUUGCUUUUGUUUCGAAUUUCCUCCUCAGUGGACAACUUCCUGAAGGAGAACUCGACCCAGAGAAUUUCUUUUAUCAAGAACUUCGUAGUUUAUAUCCUUCCAUUACAACAAUUCCUCUGUUUAAUGCUGAUGAGUUUGUUUCAGUUCAAAAUGUUCAGGAUCAAAAUGAUUAG